UCCAUGCAUCCAUCCAUCCAUCCAUCCAGCAUCCAUCCAUCCAUCCAUCCAUCCAUCCAGCAUCCAUCCAUCCAUCCAUCCAUCCAUCCAGCAUCCAUCCAUCCAUCCACCCACCCAUGAUGAUUGACCCGGCCCAGUGUUGUCCACAAUUAUUGGCUCUUCUGCUAAGAAGCCCUAAAAUAAAUUCAUCCUUUAUUGCAGCAGAACAAAUAUAUUUUUUAAUUUUAAAUCAAUCCAACAUUUAAAUUUGUUCAGUGGAGGAAAAAAACUCACAUUAAGAAAUAAGUGCUUUUACAAAAUUAAAGCAAUUAUUGAUAUUAUUAUUAGCCCACAGCAUCGCACACCCUUCUUCCCAGUCCAUCAGGUGAUCACGUCAGCAUAUCUGUUUAAGUUUCUGGUUUUUAUUCUCCUACCUGCCAUCAGGUUGUCUGAUGAGCUUCUUCUUCACAAGGGUUUGACUUCACAUCCUGAAACAUGUGAUUGUUGAAAGUGUCUCUGUGAAAUCUAAGUUUUUACAGAAGAUUAAACUCAAAACAACAAAGAAAAGAACACCAAGAGAAAACCUUCAGCUGAAUGGAUCUACUGAACUUCAGGUGUGUGUGCAGCGUAUUAUUGUGGAAGUCCGUAAUUAAAAUGAAUCCAGCUCUGAACCUAAUCUGUUUUACCUGAGGUCUGCAGAUCAAUGACUGCAGGCAGCUUCUGCUUUCUCCUCCUUCCUGCUCUGAAGCCUCGGCCGGUUGUUGAUCCCCUCGUUUCUGUCUCUGUGUUAAUUGGCUGCUAAUGUCCUGCUGUUGAUAAGGGCGGAUCUUCCUCCCUCGAAAACUGAUUUCCUGAUGAAAUAUUUCAAUUAAAAUCUGCUCCUACUCAUUUCCACGCCUGUUAGGAGGCAAGUUAUGUCACAAAGACAAGUUCUGCAGGAUCCUGACAUCUUCAACAGAUCUUCCACUAAACAUGAACCGGUUUUCCUGCAGGAGGCUGUUUGUCUCAAAGCAGCUCCUAAUGGAGCAAAACCUGAAACAAAUGACCAGAAAAACCACAAUAAGAAAGGUUUCCAUGCGCUGAACGUCCUCAUGAUUCCUGAACCGGAGUUCUGCUUUGGUUCUUCUUUAAAAGGCUGAGGCUCCCUCUGCAGACCCGGUCCAAACUGAUCAACUUGCUUCUGUCAAUUACCUGCUGCAGACUUGUGAGCCAUAGUGGAGAUCUGAGAGGUGACAGAACCUGGAAACCGGGCUCAGGCGGGCCUGACAGAAAGGGUCAGAACAUUUAAACAGAAAACUGGACUAAAUGUAGAAGAUAAAAACCAUGAAGUAAAUGUUUAAUACUGGAAAAAAAAUAGUGAAGCCAAACAAACAAUCAGCACCGUUUGGGUACCACAAUGAAUCGGGCUUUUACAGAUUUUUGUUCUCAGGAUCUGAAAAAUGGAAACCACAGAGGAAAACAUCCUGAUAGACCAAGCAUGAAGACAGAACAAAGGAAAUCUGCCUUCAAAUAAAAAUGUUAUUAUAAUUCAUUUAUUUUAUUUAAAUUGAUCUAUUUGUAGAUCAAUUUUUCAUUUAGUUUUAUUGAGUUCUGUUACAUUUCAUUUUACCUCGUUUUAUUUGAGCUUUUUUAUAAUCCGGAACUCCUUCAACCAAAUGAAAUAACUGCCAUUCCUGGCAACACCGAUAAAAAAUGUACUACUUUAAUGAAAACGUGAUAGGCUUCACAAUGACUGCGCGCAGAAGAACAUCGUUUUACUGGAAGUCCACGAAUCCAACGAAUGCUUCUACCUGGAUCAGUUAAAGCCUUGAAUUUUAACAUGUAUCUGUUUUAUUCUGUGCCCUUCCCAUUUAAUAAAUAAAUAAGAAUAAAAAGAUAAUCAAAGUUAAAAUCUCACUGUAUUGAAUUUGCACAUAAAUGUAGUGAUUUUAUUUUAUUCUAUUUAUUGUUUUAAUUUCAUGUCGAUUCAGUUGUCAUGUUUGUUUUUAGUAAUUUUAUAUAUUUUUAAAUAGUUUUAUUCAUUGAGCUGAACAUUAAAAUUCUUGAAGUCAUAUAUUGCGUUCUGCAGAGCUGUUCUGUUGCAUGAAAUCAUUUUAAUUUUACCGUUAAACCGACUCAUAAAACAGUUUCUGAAUGAAGCGGAUCUAAGAAUGCUGACUCAGGGUUUUGAACCAACAUCAUGGUUGUAAUAACUGAUGCUCAGUCUGAAGAACAUGUGGAAGGAGUUCUUCUAGUUUCAUUGUCUGGUCGGUUUAGGGACAAAAUUCCUAAAAUUGUCCAGAUGUGAAGCUUCAGGCAGGAUUUUAGAUGUGAAGAACAUUGGAGAAAGGAGAGGCCACUUUUCAUCUUCUGAACAGGUCAUUCCUGACCAGACCUCCCCCUCUGUAUCCCCCUCCUCCCUGCUGCGGUAAAAUCUCCUGAGUGGCUGCAGCUCUCCCUCUGUGGGACUCUCCUCCCUCCUGCUCCUCCUCUCUCCUCCUCUGCACCCCUCUCAGCAGGGAUUCUCAGUGCAGAGCCGGAGCGCAGAGAGGAAAAGUCUCUCCUGAGGAUCUCCAGCUGGAGAGUCAACCUAAAGAGUUUCUGGAUUCCUUCCUCCGUGAGGCGAAGGUCACUUCUCCUCCCGGCUGAUGCUCUGAGUCUUUUCCUGCUUUUUCUUAAACCUCUGUCCAGCAGCAGUGGGUGAAAUCAUGAACGUGUUUAAGAGCCGGCUGUUGGGGAUCUCCGUGGCCGUGGCGCACGGCGUUUUCUCCGGCUCUCUCAACAUCCUGCUCAAGUUCCUCAUCAGCAAUUAUCACUUUGGCUUCCUGACGCUCAUCCAGUUCCUGACCAGCUUCACAGCGGCGCUCACUCUGGAGACCCUGAGGCGGCUGGGGAGGAUCCAGAUCCCUCCGUUCAGCGUGCAGCUCUCCAAGGAGUUUGGGUCGGUGUGCAUCCUCUCCACGCUGCAGUCUACUCUCACUCUGUGGUCACUCCGUGGCCUCAGCCUGCCCAUGUACGUCGUGUUCAAGCGCUGCCUGCCAUUCUUCACGCUGUGCAUCGGCGUGUGCGUGCUCAGGAACGCCUUGCCGUCUGUUGGUGUGGUGACUGCUGUGCUCAUCACCACCGGGGGCGCUGUACUGGCAGGUGCUGGUGACCUCACUGGGGAUCCCUUUGGUUACGUCACAGGGGUACUGGCUGUAAUCAUACACGCCUCCUACCUGGUUCUGAUCCAAAAGACCAGUCUUGAGAGCGAAUAUGGACCUCUGACUGCACAGUACGCCAUCACCAUCAUGGCAUCUCCGGUCCUACUCAUUUGCUCCGUCAUCUCCAUGGAUGCCUUCAACAUGUGGUCAUACGAGGGCUGGAAGGAACCUGAGAUAAUGAUCAUCUUCAUCCUCUGCAUCUUCAUCGGCUGUGCCAUGAACUUCACCACUCUGCACUGCACCUACAUCAACUCGGCUGUCACCACUAGCUUCGUCGGCGUGGUCAAGAGCAUCGCCACGAUCACCGUUGGCAUGCUGGCCUUCAAGGAUGUGGCUCCGUCGCGGCUGUUCAUCGGUGGCGUGGUGGUGAACACCAUCGGCUCCAUCACCUACUGCGUGGUCAAAUACUUUGAGACGAAGAAGAAGAGUUUGUACGAGGAUCUGGAGAAGACAGAGAAGGAUGCCUCACAGCCUGGGGACCCUUACACAGAGAUGCAACCACCACUGAACGCCGGAGAGCCCACCACUGGAGCUGAUCUGGGAGAAUCAGGGAGAGGAGAAAUGCUGAGUGGUAAUGGGAAAGUGGAAGAGGCACCUCAUUUAUCAAACGGAUUAUCAGUGGGAGAGAGCGCACAAGGAGAGGGAGGCCUGAAAUCUGUUGUGAUGACUGAAAAAGAUGUGCUGGAGAUGCAGAGGGAGCACCUCCACAAGGAAAGCACCACCUCUUCUCAGGCCACCACUGAUAGCUUUGUAGGAGUAUGGAAAUCCAUCAGAAAUGUGCAGUUUACAAAGAAAGAAAACUUGAUUGAUAACAUAGAGCUGCAGAGUCCAUAAGGGCAGGAUGGAAACUCAAACAGGCUCUUGAGAAAAACGAAAAACUAACUUAGAGAAAAGAGACCUCAGGAGCCUGAACUUCCUCUGCAGGUCUGCCAGGAACCUCUUUCAUUAGCAUCAGCCGUGCUUGACAAAUGCUUGUUGGUCUUAUUGGCAGCUGUAGCUGCUUUACCUCAAGGAAAUCGCUCAAACUGAAGAUUUUUGUCUCAGAACUAAAGAACCAGGAGACAGAAAGAGGUUUUUUUGUUAUUGAUGAAUAAAAAUAGGUUCCAGGUUGAGACAGCUGGAUGAGAAGCGCUGAGCAAAGCUGCCUGUGGGGAGAAAUUUUUGUUGCCUGGCAUGCAGAGGGGGCAGCGCAGAGCACAGCGUAGCAUGAAGUGGUCUGUAUCAGCUGGUGAUCCAGGUCCUGUUGAACAUCGAGUCAGGGAAGAGUUUCUGCUUGUGCAUUAGAACCUGGGUGGGUUGUUUUAAAUGGGCUUUUUGUUCACUGAACUCUGCAGGUCUGCUGGUUCACGUUUUAUAUGCUUCCAUAUCACCAUCAUCAACAAAAAGCCUUGUCAACAUGUCAAAGUGAAAACUGUUUUAAUGUGUCUGCCAUGAUGAUGCUGAGUGUUGUGUUCUGUGGGUCACCCGGGUCACUGAGGGGAUUAUUGGUGCAUUGUGACUAUUUACUCAAGUAAAAGAACCUAAAUGAAGUACUUUCACUGAGAAGUUUCUUUCCAUGACGUUUUAUACUUCUUUAUCACAUAAUAGGUAGAUUUUGGCUUGUUUUUACACUGCCACUGUUUUUCCUGUUUUGUUCUGAUGUGUCUUCAACCAAAAUGCUAAAAAUUCUCUUUAUUGUUUUUAGUGUUUGCAAAGCUUGGUGGAGAAAAGAAACGCUCAGAUGUCUUCACAACAAUCUGAUAUCCAGCAGUGAUUUAAAGGGGACUGUGGCCUUUAUUGUAAACAUCAGGCUUAUUAAAAGAACAACGUUUGAUUAUGUAGGUUUUUUGCUGUUUGAUGAGACAAAUAAAGGGACUGCAUCAAUUCA
Molecule: messenger RNA, 5028 nt
Organism: Girardinichthys multiradiatus
Lineage: Eukaryota; Metazoa; Chordata; Actinopteri; Cyprinodontiformes; Goodeidae
Product: solute carrier family 35 member D3
Exons: 4
Coding region: 2667-3995 (442 amino acids)
Cellular component (GO): Golgi apparatus
Molecular function (GO): antiporter activity
Source: RefSeq, a predicted model, not a curated record